AUAUAUGAUUAAUUUGGAAAAUUUUGAUCAAACAAAAUUCAAAAAUCCCAUUCUUGAUAGGUAUGAUAUCUAGAAUACAAAAGUCCACGAUCAAUAUAGGCUUGCCGUAUUAUUGGAAUUCUUCCUUAAGAGUUAAUUUAGAUAUCUUUAUAAGAAUUAAAACAAAGAAGACCAGAUUUGAAACUGGACAAACAAGAUUGGUAAAAAUUCUGGGAACAUUAAGAAAUAAAAAGAAAUCAUAAAUUGGAAGCUUGUAUUGAGACAAGAUAAUAAAUAAUUCAAGCAGGUGGAAUGUAAGGAAAUGAUUAAGAAGAUUAAAAUUUUAAGGAUUCAAAGAUGUCAGAAUAAUAAAGUAAUGCAAUAGAGAGAGAGAAAAAAGAAUUAGAUAAAAUGAAAUAGCGAUAAUAAAAAGAAAUAGAUUAAAUGUUGGAAUAUGAAAGAAGAAUGUAAGAGAUUAGAGAAAGAAAUGAGGAGAAAUAAAGAAAAUAAUUUGAAAAAUAAAUUAGAAGAGAAUAGGAAUUAUAAGAAAAAAGAAUUUAAUAGGAAUAAGAAAAACAAAUGAGAGAGGAAGAGAAAAAAAGAAAAUAGUAAGAAGAGGAAAAAUAUUAAAAGUAAUUGGCAAAUGAACAUUUUAGAAGGGAAUAAGAAAGAGCUAAAAUAGAAAAUGAAAAAUAAGCUUAUUUAAAAUUUGAAGCUAAAAAGAAGGAAGAGGAAAGAAGAUUAAAAUAAAUGUAAUUCUAAUAAUAGACUUAAUAAAUAUAACAAUAAUACGAAGAAGAAAUGUAAAAGAAAAGAAUUAUUAUGUAACAAAAAGAAGUUGAAAGAAUUCAAACUAUCGAAAUUUAAAGAUAAUAAAGAAUUUAAGAAUCAUAAUAAGCAUAAUAGGAAUUAGCUAUUAAAUUAGUUAAUGCUAAAGUUAAAUAGGAAGAAUAAUUAUCAAAUAUGAAGAAAGUAUUUAUUUGAUUUUAUGAAAAUUUAAUUAGUCAUUUGAUUUGAAAUAAUAAAAAAUUGAAUAGAGAAGAAGAGAAUUUGAAGAAAUGAAAAUGUAAAAAAUGUAUGAAAAUUAAAUGCAAGCUAUGUAACAUUAAGAAAAAAUCAAAGAAGUAAUGGAAAAGAAUUAAAUACAAGAAGAAAAAAAGAAAUAUGAUUAUUAUAGUAAGAUAUAAGAGGUAGAAUAAAGAAAAGAGGAAUUGGAAAGAUUAAAAUAAGAAGAAAUUAUUUAGAGAAAAUAAUAAAUUUAUGAAAAGGAAUUGUAAAGAUAAUAGGUCUUAUAAAAUAAUGAAAAAUAGUUAGAACAAAAGACUAAUGAUUUUCUUAAAAAAUUUUAAGAAAAGGAAUAAUUAAUUUAAGAGGUAAGCAAUAAUUGAAUUAUUUAAGAAAUAAUUUGAAAAAUAAUAAAUAUUGCAUGAGUAAAAAGUUAAAGAACUGCUGAAAGAAUAAGAUAAGAAGGAAACAUUAGAAAGAAUUAUGAGAUUGCAAGAAUAUGAAAAAGAAAUACAAAGAUAAAAAUUACAAGAUAAAAUGAGAAGAGCUGAAAUUUUAUAGAUGGAGAAAAAUUAAAUGUUAGAACAAAGAAUGUUAAUUAAGAAAGAGAUUGGAUUUUAAAAAUAGGAAUUAAUUUAAAAAUUAGAAUUGGUUAAAUUAGGAAAGCUUGAUCCAUCAGCUUUAAAUCCUGAUGGUAAUAGUAUUCGUGGAUCUAAUAGUUUAUAAAAUAGUUACCAUAAUAUUCGGCGUAAAAUAUUAUAUUAUUAUUAAUAGCAUCAACUGCAAAAUAUUCAAAUACUUUAUCAAAUAAAGAUAUAAGAUAAAAUAUUAGACCAAAAUCAUAAUAAUAAAAAGUUUUAACAAAUUCUUCAAAUACUUAAUUUUUUUCAUAAAAUUAAGGUAAAUUUAGUAUGUCUAAGAAACAUGAAAAUUUAGUUGAUUAAUUGAAAGUUAGAUAAAAUUAAGAAAUGAUCGAUGUAACACUUUAUUUAUAAUAUAUUAGGUCCUAGAGGAGGAAUAGUAAUUAGAAUUUGAAAGAGAAUAAGCUAUGGCUAAUGCAAAGAAUCAAGAAGAAUAAAAGAGACUUGAAAAAUUAUUCUAGAUUGAGAGAAAUAAAACUAAUUAAAGGCUUGAUUAAAUUAAAAGGUAAUUAUUUAAAUAAAUAAAAUUAGAGAGCAUUAAAGAUAACUGGAAGAUUUAAAAAUUUAAGGUUGA
This is a messenger RNA of Paramecium sonneborni, 2199 nucleotides long. The record is from the annotation of a GenBank genome assembly. NCBI's taxonomy places the organism in Eukaryota, Ciliophora, Oligohymenophorea, Peniculida, Parameciidae.